CAUUGGUAUUUUGGGUGCUUUCUAAAAUUUUCUCUUUUGUCUAUAUUUUUUCUUCCAUUAAAAUCUCUCCGUUUUGAUCGCUAUGGUUUCUCUUCUGUACUCCCAUUUCUUCUUUACAUAUAUACAUCGUGUUUCUUUUUCAAUUUUUCAAUUCCCUCUUCAAUAAUGAAUCCAAUAGAAAUCAACCCUGAGCAAGACAAAGUCUGCGAUGCUGAUCAGAAGAUUAUUCCCAACGGCGGAGUGAGGGCCGGUCAAGAUGGAGAUGUCGAGGUGGGAAAAAGUAGUGAAAACAAAGAAGAUUCGGAUUCCACUGAAGUUAAUAAAACCCCAGAUUCCGACGUUGCUAACGAGGCUGAUCAUCAAAUCAAUUGCAAUGGCCAUAAUAAAUACAUUCCGACCAGCAAGGCUCAAGUUCAUCUCCCGAAACCGGAGCCACCGAAGCCAAAAAUGGAGCGUUCGCAGUCGUUGUCCAUCGCCGAAAGCAUGCCUUCGAUAGGGAAAUACAUAAGAGAUCGGAGCAGCAGCUUUUCAGCGGCGAUCAGGAACCGUUUAUCGUCGGUAAAAGAAGGCAGUGGCGAUUUCGUGUUGAAGAACGACUCGUUAAACUUCGAGGUAACGGAGUUCAAAAUCCCCGGCGUGAAAGUCAUAGUAAAGCUGAAAAGCGAAGAGGAAAGGCUGGAAGAUCAAAUAAGGGGUCGAGUAACGUUGUUCACGAAGUCCAACUGCGAACACUCGAUCGCUGCUCGCCAAUUCUUUAAAGAAAAAGGGCUUAGAUACGUGGAAAUAAACAUCGAUGUGUUCACCAAAAGUGGGAAUGAAUUGAUGGAAAGAACGGGGAGUUGCGAAGUGCCUCAGAUAUUCUUUAACGAUAGCUUGAUAGGCGGAUUGGCGACGCUGAAAUCGUUGAGUGAGAGUGGGGAAUUGCAUGAGAAAAUGAAUGAGUUGUUGGGUCCGAAAUGUCCCGAAGAAGCACCCAAAGCACCGGUUUAUGGAAUUAACGAUGAGGAAGACAAAGAAGAUGGAUUGGUGGGGGUAGUGAGGUUUCUGAGACAGAGCUUGCCCAUUCAGGACCGUCUGAUUAAGAUGAAAAUGGUCAAGAGUUGCUUUGCUGGUCCUGAUAUGGUGGAAGCCAUUAUUAACCACCUUGACUGCGGCAGAAGAAAGGGCAUUGCAACAGCGAAGAUGAUGGCCCAGAAGCACUUCAUCCACCACGUCUUUGGGGAAAAUGAUUUUGAGAAUGGGAACCAUUAUUAUCGUUUCCUAGAACAUGAACCAUUUAUAAUGGGAUGCUUCAACUUCAGAAGCUCAACCAACGAUAAUGAACCAAAACCUGCAUCUUUUAUGGCGGAUAGGCUUUCCAAGUUAAUGUUUUCCAUUGUGGAAAUGGAUGGCUAUGUUUCUGACGACAGACUCCAUGUCGAUUAUUUCCGCAUCAGCAAAAGUGAAGAAUUCCGCAGGUAUAUAAAUUUGACUCGGGAUCUGCAAAGGAUAAAUCUUCAAUUAUUCACACCAAAUGAGAGGCUAGCCUUCUUCUUGAACCUAUACAAUGCGAUGGUGAUCCAUGCUGUGAUCAGCAUCGGCCAUCCCGAAGGCAUACUUGACAAUAAAGCCUUUUUCUUGGAUUUCCAGUACGUCAUUGGAGGCUACCCUCAUUCCCUCAGCAUCAUUGAGAAUGGCAUCCUCAGAAACAACCGAAAAUCCCCUUAUUCUUUGACCAAACCCUUUAGUAAAGGGGACCGCCGUUUACAUCUGGUUCCUAUGAAAGUGAAUCCAUUGAUUCAUUUCGGAUUAUGCAAAGGAGCAAGAUCAAGCCCCAAGCUUAGGUUUUUCACUGCCCACAAUGUGGAAGAUGAGCUCAUAUCUGCAGCCAAGGACUACUUUCAGAGUGACGGGAUAAAAAUUGAUAGGGAACUUAGAACUGUUUAUUUAACUCGGAUCAUCAAGUGGUUUAGCCAAGAUUUUGGAGGACAAGAGAAGGAAAUCUUGGAGUGGGUCCUGAAUUACUUGGAAGGAAGGAACGCCAAGCUUUUGAAGACUAUGUUGGGUGAUGGAGACCCUAUUACCAUUGUGUAUCAGGAUUAUGAUUGGUCUGGUAAUUUGUGACUCACUGCCCCUGCUUUUUAAUACCAGCAAUCCUUUCAUGCUAUUUUUUCUGAUGGCAGAAGAUUUGGGAUGAAAUCAUUUAACCAAAAUAGGUUUAUAUUGAUUAGGAAAAGAUACAGGAAGAAGCUGCAUUAGCAUAGAGGUUUCUAUUUACUUAUUUAUUUAUUCACAUUACAAAAUAUUGUUUUUAUUUUUCUUUAAAAAAUUAUUUGUAAUGGGAAAAAAAAAGAGAGAUGGUUGUUGUCAUGUAUAUGCUAUAUUUUUUUAUUGGUUAAUGUAAUUAUUAUUUAAUAGAUGACCUUUAAAUUUUGAAGUUCAACAUUUGUAAAGUUCAUGCUAUUCAAGUCUCAGCAUUUAUAUCUGGAGGCAAUUCCUUUAUAAUUUCAAAUAUUACAAAAAAAUGAAAAUCAUCCUAACUCAGUGAGUUGAAAUUGAUCAAGCAUUUCAAAUUGGUCAAAUACUGAAACAAAAGAAGAUGGCAGAAUACAAGCAAUUGCAUAAUUCAAAAGCACCAAAUAAGGAUUCACUCCUAGGUGUUUUGCAAGUUACAAAUUAUACACAUGAAUAAGCUUCAAUGCAAAAUUCAUCUAAACCAGUUAGAGAUCUGUUUUUCCUUCCUGGAGCAAGGAGAUUGAUAAGUGGUCUGCAAUUAUUAUCCGGUGCUUGAAUUUGAUAUCUGGAGGGUAAGCAUUUUCAGGUUCCAAAAAAUGGGGGGAUCUCCACAAAUCUUCCAUGGUGGCACCCAAUGUUGUGAUGAGUAUUUGUGUUUACACAAGAGACAGCAUCCUAAAAGCUCCUGAUGGCAUUUACACUCGAUUUCUAUUUCUUUCUUUUGGUAAUUACACAAACCAGAUAUAUCCAAUCUCGAUCUCAACAAUCCCAUAUCAGCACCUCGGUUCCUGCUUGAGAUGGAUCCCAC
Gossypium raimondii (Peruvian cotton) is the source of this 3022-nucleotide messenger RNA. RefSeq lists its product as uncharacterized. NCBI's taxonomy places the organism in Eukaryota, Viridiplantae, Streptophyta, Magnoliopsida, Malvales, Malvaceae. The transcript is spliced from 6 exons. Gene Ontology annotation, biological process: intracellular signal transduction. Bases 166 to 2103 code for a protein of 645 amino acids. The record is from RefSeq and is a predicted model, not a curated record.